Messenger RNA from Anopheles darlingi, 2807 nucleotides. Its product is annotated as integrin alpha-PS3-like. Lineage: Eukaryota; Metazoa; Arthropoda; Insecta; Diptera; Culicidae. Gene Ontology annotation, biological process: cell-cell adhesion; cell adhesion mediated by integrin; integrin-mediated signaling pathway. The transcript has 5 exons. The coding region runs from base 163 to 2712 and encodes 849 amino acids. Gene Ontology annotation, cellular component: external side of plasma membrane; integrin complex. The record is from RefSeq and is a predicted model, not a curated record. Gene Ontology annotation, molecular function: integrin binding.
UUUAAAGUUGAUCCCAAAGAACAGAGAAAUAAGGUAAGGUGUGACGACAUAGUUGGACAGACUGGGUUCAGCACGCACGUAACCGAUGAUGGUAAAGAAAUUCUACUUGGCACUCCCGGUUGGGAAUCGGUCGGAACUGUCAUACGAUAUCGGCAUCGGGAGAUGAACAAUCGCGAUGGAAAUGGGAUCGAAAGUGAUGAUUCAAUGUCUGAACCUACUUUCCGGCACGGAAUUGUUGUCCCCAACUGUAGUCGAUUGAAUCUUUUAAAGAAUAAUUCUUACUUUGGAUACGCCGUUAGCUCUGGCCAGUUUGUGGAAAACGAGUCAGUCCUGUACGUUGCUAGUGCGCCAAGGGCUGAACAUGGCCUAGGGCUAGUGCUCAUCUUCGAUUACGUUCAACAACCUUUAGAGAAUGAAAUUGGCAUAAGUGUGCUCCAGACAAUCACUGGCCACCAGCUUGGCGAGUACUUUGGAUAUGCAUUGCUCACCGAAGACUUCAAUAAUGAUGGAUUACCGGAUCUCGCUAUAGCAGCUCCAAUGCAUAGCCGAACGAAGGAUUUCGAUAAUGGAGUAGUAUAUGUUUAUCAGAAUAAGGGAGGAUUGAGUUUCGAGCUACAAGCAACCCUAUCAUCAUCCUACGCCUUCGGAGGCCGCUUCGGAACGAGCUUGGGAAAAAUAGGAGACAUCAAUCGAGAUGGUUACGGUGAUAUGGCUGUAGGUGCUCCGCAUGAAGACAAUGGCGUGGUGUACAUCUUCCUUGGAUCUGUAGAAGGAAUACGAAAAAUUCCGAGCCAAGUUAUAAAGGCUCCUUCUGAUAUAAAAGCUAUCCACCAACCAAUGUUUGGUUAUUCGAUCUCACGUGGAGUGGACAUUGACGGAAAUGGUUACAACGACUUGGCCAUCGGCGCUCCGAACGCAGAAGUGGUCUACGUUUAUAGAUCAUAUCCUAUCGUGAAAGUGAAUGCUACUAUCAGUUCAACUACAAACCGGAUACCAAUCGAGGGAAGCUCGAUAGAGGUUGAAAUUUGCUUCUCGCGGGAGUUUGUCCGAAAAGAUGGACCAUCUUUUGACAUUGAACUGGAAUAUCGACUUGGGCUGGACUUGGCCUACCGACGAGCGUCAUUUCAGAACAACGCCAGUAACCCUUUAUCCAGCACCGUCAGUAUAGGAGAGCAUAAGUCAUGUCAGAAGUUUGGCAUAACGGUCAAUGAUUCAUAUGCUACGGCACGCAUGGAAGAGAGUAAAAAACCGAUGCCCAUUCGCAUUGAACUAGAGUUCAAUCUUACGAACAAAUAUUCUCCUACUGAAGCUAGUCACUUCUGCGAACAAUGUGCCAGUAUUGACCCGAACGUGCGCAAUGCUGUCAGCAAAGAUAUCGAUAUUGAGGAUUACUGCAAUGACCCUACCUGUUAUUCCAAUCUACAGAUUUCAAGCAUAAUGUGGGUAGAUAUUCCUGAACCCUUUCUUAUCGGCUCUAGCGAGACAGCAACGUUACAUGUGCAGGUGAAAAACAUUGGUGAAAUCGCUCAUUUACCCAAAUUGGAGCUUACAGUGAGGGCCAAUCUUUCUCCUGUAAAGCUUCCUCCCGGUUGUGAAACAACAAAACUAAGUGACAACAAGAGCAAUGUUUUAUGCUUUUUGAACAAUCGUCUUCCUUUAAACAAAGGGUCAAACAUUUCAGUUCCUUUAACAUUCGCUAUGUCUGAACUUGAAGCCGACAAAUAUUUAACAGUCAAUGCAAAUGCUUCAAGUAUCAAUGAAGACUCCGAGCCAUCUAAUAAUAAAAACACAUCGGUUUUGAGGCUCAAACAUCACAGUGACGUGGGAGUAGUCAGCACAACGUCCAAGGAGCAGAUCAACUUGAACCAUCACAAAGGAAAAGUUAAUAUGACCCAAAGAGUGUCACUAAAUAAUUUCGGACCAAGUUAUCUCAAGGAUGCUGCCUUACGUAUAAACGUUCCCUUGAAUUAUGUGUUAACCCUGAAAAAUGGAACUCAGAAGAAAUGCAACAUUAUCAACAAAACGGAUAUCAUCAUUAAGGGAAAAUAUAGCAAUCAGACGAUUCCAUUGAAGUCUACUGAAAAUGGAUUGAUAGAAGUCGAUAGCUCCAAUGGCAGACAUAAGGCCAGUGCCAGAAAUGAAGCUCCUCCAAUCAACGAAAUGAAUGAGACGAAAAAUUUAAAUUUUAACGACAGUACGUCGAAUGACCGAAGCUUAACGAGGAACCGCACUACCUUCUUCAACUGCGCGGAAAAUAGAUAUCGAGUCGAAUGUGAGAGUUUUACUUACGAAAUUCCUGUGUUGCGAGCCUCCAGAAUGCCAGCAGUCAUAGAAAUUCAAUUCAAAAUCAAUCUGGACGAGAUCAAAGCAUGUUUUGGACAGGAAAAUGAAGCCUUCGCUGUUGAGAUCAUCUCCGAUCUGUCUAAAACAUCAAACAAUGACCCUUUAAAUACUUUGAAUACUACUUCCAGCGGUUCUAAAACCAUUGUUACCGAUCCUGACCCACCGUUAUGGAUUGCAGUUUCUUCAAGUACAGUUGGAUUGUUAUUGUUCGCUGUCAUUUCCUAUAUAUUGUACCAAACGGGAUUCUUCAAUCGUCCCAUCAUGAAAGAGCUUCAAAAAUUGCGAGAGGUACGCAUAACUCACCAUGAAGAUCUGCAGGAUGAGAGUCGUAGCAUGAAAGAUUGUUUUUGUGAUGAUGAAGAACCUUAGAGCUCGGAAUAAGGAAUAAGUAUAUGUAAGAAUCGUGUGCAAGCAAGUAAAUAUGCGUCGAAGAUCUCAAUAUUGUUAGCCAGGUAUCGAAAGAA